Cryptosporidium muris RN66 is the source of this 2244-nucleotide messenger RNA. RefSeq lists its product as uncharacterized. NCBI's taxonomy places the organism in Eukaryota, Apicomplexa, Conoidasida, Eucoccidiorida, Cryptosporidiidae. The transcript has a single exon. The coding region runs from base 1 to 2244 and encodes 747 amino acids. The record is from RefSeq and is a predicted model, not a curated record.
AUGGGAGAUAAUUCCCAAAUUUUUGAGUUAUUUUUUAUUCGCUAUGUUAAUUACUUAAAUAUUUGGUCUGUACAACUAAAUACAGAUAACCUAUACAGUGAAAUUUCUGAUGGAUUAUUAUUGGGAGUACUAUUGAAACACUGGUCUCGUUUGUAUGGGUAUAAUGCUAAUGGAAAUUUAAAUUUAUUUAAACGUCCUCUGUCAAAUAAUCAAGCAUUAGCUAAUAUUGAGAUAUGUAUAAAUUAUAUUAUAAAUCCACCAGAGAAUAGUUAUUUACCACAAUAUAAUAGCUCAAAUGAAUUAAAUAUAAGUCCCAAUGAUAUUUACUUCAAAAAUAAGUUAAAGAUUUUGGGAUUUUGUAAUGAUAUUUUUCAUUUAUAUAUGGCUCCAUAUUUACGCUUAAAAUCCCAAAAAAUUUUGUCAUGGUUUAAUAAAUAUAUUAAUUUGCAUGGUUUAUCAUUAUCUGAAGAAACAAUGAAUGGAUUUUAUCAAUUAAUCCCUAUAAAUGAUGAAUUAAAUAAUAUAAGUAAUUUGAUGUCUGAAAGACUUUCUAGUUGGAAAUUACUUGUAGAAUUUGAACAUAAUGUAAAGGAUAAUAUGGAGAAUUUGAAUAAUUUAGAAUAUUACAAUCCAUUACAAUGUGAUAUUACAUCAGAUGGUUGUAUUUUACUUAUGAUAUUGUUAUAUCAUAUGGGUUGGAUAGAUGUUUCUUUAUUAUGUCAAAUGGUAUAUAUUCCACAGUCAAGACAACACUUUUUGUGGAAUCAUGAAACUAUAUAUUAUACCUUACAAGAAAUAAAAAGACAUCUAGAAUUAAGAAGUGGGAUACUUUUAGAUAUAAUAUCUGAUCAUGUAAAUACUAGUUAUAUGAAUAAUUAUGAUCUCCCAUUUUUGUUAUUACCAUUGUCAUGUUUAUCAAUGGUAAAAUUUUCUCCUUAUAUUAUUAUGUUACAGCUUGAUAUAUUUUAUAAUAUAUUGACUGAAAUAGUAGAAGAAGAUGUUGAAGAUCAUUAUAAUUCGAAUAAUUUACCACUAUAUGGUCCAUACCAUCCAAUAGAUUUACAAUUUUUGGAUGACUUCACAUUUAAAGAUGGUUUUCCUUUAAGUUGGAAUUUAAUUUCAUAUAAAAAUGAAACAGAAAAUUCAAAAUCUGUGGAAAAUAAAGAUAAUAAUGAAGAUUCUAGUGAAAUUAAUUCAAAUAAUUCAAGAGAUAUCCUUGAUAAUAGUGACUCAAGUCAUUAUUGGGAUUCAGAAUAUGAUGAUUAUAAUAAUGAAGUGAUAUAUAAUGACAAUUCUUCAAAAAUACAAAGUGUUGAAACUGAACAGGAUUAUCAAAUUGAUGAUAUUUACAGUGAUAAUACUAGGUAUACAGAUGAAGAUUCCAAUGAAACAUUAUAUGAUAAAACAGAUGAUUAUAUAGACUUUCGUGAUAAAGCUAAUUGUCCUAAAACAAAACCUUUUAUAAAAAAGAAUAUCGAGUCAAUAAGUAAACAAGAUUAUCAAAAUAAUGAAUCCACUGAAAAUAUUCAUUUAUCUAAAAUAUCUCAUAAUGACUCUGUAUCUGUUAAUGAUAUGAUUUCAGGCCUUGAGGUAGAACUAAAAUUACUCAGAGGAUAUGAAGAAGAUAUUAAGUUAGAAUAUUCUCAAGAAAACCGAAAAUAUCUUAAUAAUGAGAUUAAAGAAGAUAUAUCUAAUAAUAUUGAUAUUUCAAAUAAUUCUACGAAUAAUAACCAGAUAAAAGUUGAAGAUAAUUAUUUAUCUAGAAAACUUUCAAAUAAAUCAUUAUUAUCUAGAUCAGGUAUUGAAACUAAUAAACAGGAAAUAUUAGAUAAUAAUAAGGAUGUUGAUACAUUUGGGAUAUUUAAUAUUACAAGAAAAUCAUCUGAUGCAGUUAGUAAAAUUGCAACUGCAAUGAGAGAAAAUGAUCGUUUACUAGAAAAACUGAGGCAAAGUUUAAAUAAAGCAAAUAAUAAUCAAUCUGAAACUAAUGCUCAAAAGAAAGUUACUUUGAUACCUUGCAAAUUAGAAAUUGUUGAAAAUAUACCAGAAACUAAUUCAAAUACUCCAUUAAAUGAAAAUUAUAAUCCAAAUGAAUCAAUAUCUAUAGAAGUUCCUAAAAUAGAUAAUGUUAAUAUUGAACAAAUUAAUAUUAACACCUCUCAAAAAAAGAACAAAAAGACAUCUCGCGUGAGUUUUAGUGAUCUUGUUAUGAUUGAAGUUGAACGAUCAAAAUCUUUGAAAUAG